Messenger RNA from Phanerochaete carnosa HHB-10118-sp, 1273 nucleotides. RefSeq lists its product as uncharacterized. NCBI's taxonomy places the organism in Eukaryota, Fungi, Basidiomycota, Agaricomycetes, Polyporales, Phanerochaetaceae. The transcript has a single exon. Gene Ontology annotation, molecular function: protein binding. The record is from RefSeq and is a predicted model, not a curated record. Bases 28 to 1230 code for a protein of 400 amino acids.
UUUACCGAGGAGCACUGGGCGUUCCUUAUGCUCAGCCUCAUACGGUCUGGCAACUUGGCAGCUGCAGAACGCUUCUGGGCAGGUAUGAACAAGAUUAGCGGGAAGACGCCGCCGCUCGUUCAAGCCGCUAUCAUCGAAGGCUACGCCUUCUUGAAGAGGUUCGACCGCGCACUGGCGGCUUGGAAGGUGUUCACUGUUCCUAGAGAGACACCUACGGUAGCCGUGCAUCAAGCAUACAUCAAUGCUCUGCUUCGACAAGGACGCCCGGAUGAUGCGCUGGCGGAACUCGGAAGACUCGAGCAGAAUCUCUGCGAGAGAUCCAACACUUCAAGCGAUUCCGCGGUCUUAUCCGCCUUUAACACGGUGCUCGAGUGGCUGCUCGGACGAUCCCGCUUUGAAGAAGCUCGAGCGAUCCUGGGCAGAAUGAAGAAGACGGGCCCGAAACCGGACGCUGCCUCGUUCAAUGUGUUCAUGAAGCACCAUAGCCGAAGCAAGGACCUGAGCGCGAUCUCCGGGAUUAUGCAGGAGAUGCGCUCUUCGGGGAUUGACGCGGACAUCUAUACCGCGUCGAUUCUGUUACUUGCCCUCCACUCGGCGCGGGAAGACGCUCCGCAGCUUGCCAUAACUCUCUUGCGCCAGAGUGGCAUCACCGCCGACACCACCACAUGUACGACGCUCCUCGAACACCUGGUACGCUCAGAGGACGACAACGCCUUCGACGCUGCCCUCGCCUUCGUUGAACACAUGGAGACGCGCAAUUUGCAGCUGCCGUCGUCUGAUCAGUGGUAUAUGCUUACUACUGUCCUGUGCGGAAUCGAACGCAGAGUCUGGCGUAGCUCGCCUUUAGCUGCUCGCUACCGACACGUAGUCAUCGGAAAGAUGGAAAAGCACCAACGCAGCCCAUUCAGGCCCACAUCCCACACUCUCAUUGUCAUUCAAGCGUGCUGCGAAAAUCCGACACCCGAGGCGAUGCAGCGCGCGAUGGUGUACUACCGAAUGCAUAAGCGCGAAGAAGCGAAGAGGGGAAAUACUGCAAAUUGGAGGGUUUGGAGUAAGCUCAUGGAACAGCUAAUUCGGAGGGGCGAGUGGAAGCUUGCCGACGAACUAGCCGAUAAUGUCGACGUCAAACAGUUCUCACCUGGUAUGCGGCAGCUGCUCAAUCGGGCAAAAAGUCGCGAUAACUCGGACUAUGUGCAUAUGAAUCCCGGUGUAAAAAAAAGUAGAACAUAAAUGUGCCGAAUAGUACCUCCGUACACUCAGUAAGUCUGCUCCG